Triticum aestivum (bread wheat) is the source of this 744-nucleotide messenger RNA. RefSeq names its product cinnamoyl-CoA reductase 1. Lineage: Eukaryota; Viridiplantae; Streptophyta; Magnoliopsida; Poales; Poaceae. The transcript has 3 exons. The record is from RefSeq and is a predicted model, not a curated record. Bases 60 to 365 code for a protein of 101 amino acids.
CUCAGCAGCAGCAACGACAAGCAAAGGCAAAUUGGUAUGUACUAGCCCGUGACGUCACCAUGCCGUCGAUCGACAAGGCCACCGACAACGGCGAGCUGAAGCAGAGGCAGCCGGAGCAGGAGCUGGUCUGCGUCACGGGGGCCGGAGGCUUCAUCGGCUCCUGGGUCGUCAAGGAGCUCCUCCUCCGUGGCUACCGCGCCAGGGGAACCACCAGGGACCCCGCUGACCGCAAGAACGCUCACCUGCUGGCGCUGGAGGGGGCCGAGGAACUAACGCGCGCGGCCGCUACCUUUGCAUCGGUGCCGUGCUACACCGCGCGCACUUCCUCCAACUCCUCGGCGACCUCUUCCCGCAGUACCACAUAACCGCCAAGUGCGAAGAUGACGGCAAGCCCACGGCGAAGCCGUACAAGUUCUCAAACCUGAGGUUGAGGGAGCUGGGGUUGGAGUUCACUCCGCUGAGGCAAAGCUUGUACGAGACCGUGACGUGCUUGCAGAAAAAGGGCCAUCUGCCUCUCCCCGUUGUUCCCAUAGUACAGAAGCGCGCGUACUUGUAACAGGGCAGGACAGGGGACAAGCCUAUCUGAUACAACAAGAGCAAAGCUGUAGCAAGAAAAGAAAAUACUGUCAGGAUUUUGGAACUUCAGCAUAAAAUUAAUUGUGUAUUUCUACAAAGUAAAGUGUGGCAUGUAAAUAAAACUAAGACCACGACAAGUAUUUUGGAAUGGAGGGGUCAUUAUUUAUU